AGUGAGUACAGCAAGGGGCUGGGCAUUCAUUAGUAUAGAGUGAGUACAGCAGGGGGCUGAGCAUUCAUGAGUAUAGAGUGAGUACAGCAGGGGUCUGAGCAUUCAUGAGUAUAGAGUGAGUACAGCAGGGGGCUGAGCACGCAGCCUUGAGGUGCUCCCGUGCUGAUUGUUCAAGUCAAGUCACUUUUAUUUAUAUAGCACAUUUAAAAAACAACUCUCCGAUUGGCCAAAGUGCUUUACAUUGGUGGAGGUACUAACGUUAUCGAGGCUGAAACAUUUGCACCAAUACGAACAGUCUGUGGUCUGUGAAUGAGGAAGUCGAGGAUCCAGUUGCAGAGGGAUGCGCAGAGACCCAGUUCUGCGAGUUUGGUAUCCAGUUUGGAGGGGAUGAUUGUAUUAAAUGCUGAGCUGUAAUCAAUGAAUAACAGCCUGACAUAUGAGUUUUUGUUGUCCAAGUGGUCCAGAGCGGAGUGGAGAGCCAGUGAGAUCGCAUCCACCGGUAAGCGCCACAACAGAUUAUUUCUUAUUGUCUUGAGCAGAGAUGUUCCCAAACCAACCUGUGAUGCAACCCACUGGUACUGUAUGCAUUAGGGUUUGUAAGAGUCAUUGUAGACAUGCUGAGAUUUCUCAGUCAACUGAUGAAGUAGAGCUGUUGGUCUGCUUAUCUUUGGCUGUAGUUUCAGUGGGGUUAAACAAGGAUUGAUGGUUGGGAAUAUUUAUGCCGAAGAACCUGAAGCUCUCAACCAUUUCCACUUUGGUGCCAUUGAUGCUGAUUGGUGCACCAACACAUCCCACUAUUCCACGCUACACCAGGAGUUUUUCUUCUCUGCAAUGAUCUUUGAUGCAACAUCUUAACAAAUAUUUUCUGGAAAACUAAGUGAACUACAUUGAUUGAUCCCAUUUAACCAGAAACUCUCUAACUGAAGAUCCACCAAGUGAGGCUACAUCAAUUAGUGCUAACUAAGACCUCAAAUUGUUGCUCAUAUUAAUCAUUAAGAAAACUCCAGUAAAUUGGUCAAACAUGACUUCCCUUCACAAAACCACACUGACCUUCAUUGAUUACCUUGAAUUUUCUUUUAAUAAUACUGGUGACAAUAAUACUCCGACAGGUUAUACACUUGCAGUUUCCAGCUUUUUGUUGAAGAAAAGCAUUACUUUUGCUACUUUUGUCCAAUUCACCUUCAAACAAUAGAAGAAUAUCUGAUCAUAUUUUUAGAAUCCUACUUGCAAGACACACCCAAUUUGAUAGCUCUUGCCAAGAUGACUAUGUUUAAUUAGCUGUGAAGAAUUUCAGGGAACCGCAGUGAUGGUGUUAUAUUAAUGCAACUUUUAUGCUACAAAAUAGAUUAUCCCUGUGAACAAUGAGAAGAAAUUAUUGAAUUGCACACUUAGAACAUAGGACAUGUCAUUUGUCAACCAUGUCUGGUGUUAUAAGGACUGCUGUAAUGACAGUUGAGGAUGUUACCUGUAACUGUACCUGUUUGUCACUAUCUGCAUUAUAUGGCACUAGUGUCAUGAUAACAGAGGCUCGAUGAUUCUAUGAUACAUUUACGAGAAAGUCAUUUCAGUUACAGGAGACGGGACAUGAGAGACUUUCUCGUAAAUGUAUAAUAAAGUUCACAUUGAGCACUGGCAAUUCAUUGACCAUAAAGUUUUGAAAGAAUAAUACAUAUCUUAAUCAAGCCUUUUGAAAUAGAAGCUAGCUCAUCUGAGAUGAAAUAUUUGCAUAUUUCCUUGUGACAUGGUGGCAGAUAUUUGAUCAAUGUUGAUCCAUCUCAUAGUAUCAUAGAAUCAUCGAGGCAUGUGGCACAGAACAAGCCAUUCAGCCCAUCCUGUCCAUGCCAGCCAAUGAGUACCCAUCUCCAUUUACUGAUGUUUGACCUGUAAUCUCGAAAUACUCAUCUAGAUUCCUCUUGAAUGUCGUUACAGUAUCUCUCUCCACCAUCUCCAGAAGCAAUGGAUUGCAGAUUCGGACAGUAUUGGACAGCAUAAUGGUAGAAAAGUGGAGUUGCUGUCUGUCAGCGCCAAAGGCCCAGACAGACAAAUUCCUCUACCACAUGCGGUUGUCAGAUGAAGUUCUGCAUGGUAUAUCUGAACGCUUUCUAAAAGAGAUGAAGCGAGGACUUGGCAAAGAUACCAAUCCGACGUCAUCGGUCAAGAUGCUGCCUAGCUUUGUCAGGUCAACUCCUGAUGGGACAGAGAGUGGAGAUUUCCUAGCACUAGACCUGGGUGGCACUAACUUCCGUGUGCUGAGAGUGAAGGUUUCGGAUAAUGGCAAGCAAAAGGUGGCGAUUGAGAAUCGGAUUUGUUCCAUUCCAGAGGAAGUCAUGCACGGCACGGGCACACAGCUGUUUGAUCACAUUGCAAAGUGCCUAGCGGAUUACAUGCGAGAACUGGACAUCAAGGAUACAAAGCUUCCUCUGGGCUUCACAUUUUCCUUUCCCUGCCAACAGUCCAAGCUUGAUGAGAGUAUUUUGCUUACUUGGACCAAAGGAUUUAAGGCAAGCGGUGUUGAAGGACAAGACGUAGUCGGCCUAUUGCAUAAAGCUAUCGAGAGGCGUGGGGAUUUUGAUAUCGAUGUUGUUGCUGUGGUGAAUGACACAGUGGGCACUAUGAUGUCGUGUGGCUAUGAAGACCACAACUGUGAGAUAGGACUCAUUGUUGGUACUGGCACAAAUGCUUGUUACAUGGAAGAGAUGCGGCACAUUGACUUAGUAGAAGGAGACGAAGGGAGGAUGUGCAUCAAUAUGGAGUGGGGCGCGUUUGGUGAUCAGGGAGAACUGGCUGAUGUUAGAACAGAUUUUGACACAGAGAUUGACAGUGGGUCCAUCAAUCCAGGAAAACAGCUGUUUGAGAAGAUGAUUAGUGGAAUGUAUAUGGGCGAACUUGUUCGACUUAUCUUAGUGAAGAUGACAAAGGAUGGUCUGCUGUUUAGGGGAAAGCUCACGCCAGAACUGCUCCUCAAAAACAACUUUGAUACGGAAUAUGUCUCAGCAAUAGAGAAGAACUCUGAUGGACUGCAGAGGGCACAUGGUAUUCUAACCGAACUGGGUCUGGAGCCAACAUCAAAUGACUGUAUAUCAUUACGCCGGAUUUGUAGCAUAGUAUCGACCCGGUCGUCUGACCUCUGUGCUGCUGCACUUGCCGCUGUGCUGAGGCGCAUCCAAGAAAACAAAGGGCUCCAGAGAAUGCAGACCACGAUUGGUGUGGAUGGGUCUGUGUACAAGAUGCACCCCCAGUUUGCCAGACGGUUAAGCAAGACAGUGAAAAAAUUGGUCCCCUCCUGUGAAGUUCGUUUCCUGCUCUCUGAAGAUGGCAGUGGAAAGGGUGCUGCCAUGGUAACAGCAGUGGCCCACAGGCUGGCUAAGCAACAAAAGAUGAGGGACGCGAGUCUGUCCACAUUCAAACUGAGUGAGAAGCAACAACUGGAGGUGAAGAGUAGGAUGAAGUUGGAAAUGGAACGGGGCCUGAAGAAAGAAACACACUCUAUUGCAACUGUAAAAAUGUUGGCAACUUAUGUGCGGGCAACACCGGAUGGAACAGAAAAGGGUGACUACUUGGCACUGGACCUUGGGGGUACAAAUUUCCGUGUGCUGCUUGUGAAGAUUCGUGAUGGGAACCGUCGAGCUGUGGAAUUGCACAACAAGAUCUACACUAUUCCUAAGCGUGCAAUGGAAGGAACAGGGGAGGAGCUCUUUGAUCACAUUGUGCAGUGUAUUGCUGAUUUCCUGAAGUAUAUGGGGAUUCAGGGCUCCAGGCUUCCACUUGGCUUCACCUUCUCUUUCCCGUGCGAGCAAAGAACCUUGGAUCAGGGAAUUCUUUUAAAUUGGACGAAAGGAUUUAAAGCUACUGGCUGUGAAGGUAAAGAUGUCGUAAUCCUCCUUCGAGAAGCCAUCAAGAGAAGAGAGGAGUUUGAAUUGGAUGUUGUGGCCAUCGUUAAUGACACAGUGGGAACAAUGAUGUCCUGUGGCUAUGAUGAUCCCCUCUGUGAAGUUGGUCUCAUUGUAGGAACUGGGAGUAAUGCCUGCUACAUGGAAGAAAUGAAGAAUGUGGAAAUGGUUGAUGGAGAUGAAGGAAGGAUGUGUGUUAACAUGGAAUGGGGAGCAUUUGGUGACAAUGGCUGCUUGGAUGACAUCAGGACUGAAUUUGAUCUGGAAGUGGAUAAAAAUUCACUCUACGCUGGGAAGCAGAGAUUUGAAAAGAUGAUCAGUGGGAUGUAUUUGGGAGAGAUUGUCCGUAACAUCCUAAUCAAAUUCACAAAGCAAGGUCUGCUGUUUCGAGGGAAGAUCUCAGAAAGGCUCAAGACACAAGGCAUUUUUGAAACUAAAUUCUUGUCUCAGAUUGAGAGCGAUCGACUGGCAUUGCUUCAGGUCCGAGCCAUACUGCAACAGUUGGGACUUGAGAGCACCUGUGAUGACAGCAUCAUUGUCAAGGAGGUGUGUGGGGUAGUCUCACGUAGAGCGGCUCAACUCUGUGGUAUUGGAUUGGCGGCAAUCGUCGACAAGAUCAGAGUAAACCGUAACUUGGACAACCUCAAGGUCACUGUCGGAAUUGAUGGAACGUUGUACAAACUGCAUCCACACUUCUCUACAAUAAUGCACGAGACUGUCGAACGCAUGUCCCCAAAGUGUAAGGUGUUGUUCGUGCAGUCACAAGAUGGCAGUGGCAAGGGAGCAGCUCUAAUCACUGCUGUUGCCUGUCGCCUCCGGGAGGCUGGCCAACACUAAACGUAAACUAGAUGUUUCUGCUCCAUCUGCACUAGGAACAUCCCCUCCUUUUUUCCAAACCAUGUCUCUUAAAAAUAUUACUGAGCGCAGUUGAGGUGUGCAGUUUGUACUGUAUGUCAGAAUGGAAUUACGAUUGCUGCUGUCAUUCUCUAACGCGUCAACACUUGGCCAAUGAGGGAUGCUGACUAGAAGCUGCUCUCCCUCUCCACCCAGAUCUCAGCCUCCUUCAUCAAGUCAAUACCAAUUCCAUCUUGCCCUUCUCUUUGUGGUGACGAGCUAAACAUGAUUGGGACUUUGCAGUCACUACUUUUAGCUAAACAGAACUGGUUUUGGGUAAUAAGUUAUAAAUAUUUCAGAUCUACACUUGUUAUGAAUGGGAAAGGGGUGGGUGAGGGAACAGUGAUAGUGGGAAGUGUGCUCAUAAGACCAUGUUCUGCAUAAGGCAGCUCUGGAGUUUAAGGUAAUCUUUUCGAAAAUAAUUUGUUUGUAAGGUAUGAAAUUGUAUUUUAGUUCCUGAUGAUGCACAUUGGUUCUGAACAUAAAUAGUGUCAUCGGCAAGUUCAGAAGAUGAGGGACUUUCUUGGAUAGACUCUCAAAUUAAAUUCUAUCUUCCACGAUGUUGCGUCAAACAUUGAUGGCUAAUCGGAGUGUUAAUUAAUCUCCCAUUCUUACUUGUUUACAUUAACAACCUAUUGUCUUGAAUAGGUGAGUUCCAAAGAUCAUUACAGCGUUGGUGUCAAGAUUGGAAGCCAAGGUCAGAUUAUAUCAACUGGUUGUGUAUGGGGCAACUUUGAGGCUUUUACUUCACACUGGCAAAUGAGGAAGUUUAUAUUGUUGACAGUGGAGUGAUUUAAUAGCACACAGUCAUCUCAAAGGCCAUCUAUGUUUAUAAAAUGAUUGAUUCACAAAUCUUUGAAUAUGCCACCCACACAAGAAAUUGUGGGGACAUUCUGUGUCACCUUGCCAUUUACUGCUGGGAUAUUUGACAAAUUUGGUGAAAAUCUGCAAAGAAAGGCGAUUCAGAUGUUAAUAUCUUUAAAAGUAUUGCUUAUUAUAUGUUCAAUAAGUGCAGAACAAAUGUGUGGAAUCAUCCUCAGCUAGGCACAACUUUCUCUUAUACCCACAGUAUAUUUUCAUGUGAUUGUAACUGAUGCAAUGGAACUUCAAUUGUGCUUGUGUAUGCAGUGAGUUAUUACUGACUCACUUGAAUUUGAGCAUUGCACAUUUACAAUUCUAGUGCAUUGUAUCUAAAUCCAAAGGAUAUCUCGGCUACACAUUAUGAUCAACCAGUUUUUGAUUUUUGUUGAUGUAUUGAAGGCAGUUUUGAAUUUCAAGGACAAUUUACAAAAGGGAGAAAAGCGAAUACAUGUAUUUUUGUACCAAUGCAAAAAUCAUUGUUAAUUCCUUCAUGAACCUGUAUGAGGUAUGUUACCAAAAUAUUACCACUGUAGCCAGCAAUCGCUGAAAAGUCAUGUAAAGUUUGUACAUUGUUGUUUAAGUAAAUCCUGUUUCUAUGUGGCAACUUGGCACAAAUAAUACUACCCACAUGGGAAAGAGGCAAUCCAUUA
Leucoraja erinaceus (little skate) is the source of this 6295-nucleotide messenger RNA. RefSeq names its product hexokinase 2 (gene hk2). Gene Ontology annotation, biological process: glucose 6-phosphate metabolic process; glycolytic process; intracellular glucose homeostasis. Lineage: Eukaryota; Metazoa; Chordata; Chondrichthyes; Rajiformes; Rajidae. The record is from RefSeq and is a predicted model, not a curated record. Gene Ontology annotation, cellular component: cytosol; mitochondrion. The transcript has 18 exons. Gene Ontology annotation, molecular function: glucokinase activity; fructokinase activity; mannokinase activity. The coding region runs from base 1992 to 4727 and encodes 911 amino acids.